Messenger RNA from Notothenia coriiceps (black rockcod), 1117 nucleotides. It is a transcript of the gene pdss2, whose product is annotated as prenyl (decaprenyl) diphosphate synthase, subunit 2. Gene Ontology annotation, biological process: isoprenoid biosynthetic process; ubiquinone biosynthetic process. Gene Ontology annotation, cellular component: transferase complex; mitochondrion. NCBI's taxonomy places the organism in Eukaryota, Metazoa, Chordata, Actinopteri, Perciformes, Nototheniidae. The transcript has 7 exons. Gene Ontology annotation, molecular function: prenyltransferase activity. The record is from RefSeq and is a predicted model, not a curated record. The annotation marks the transcript as partial.
GGACUUUGUCUUCGACAGCAGGAACAAUCUCCCGACAAGAGGACUGAUUGUUCUGCUGUUGUCCAAAGCAGCAGGGCCGAGCCAUACAGCCUCCGAUCUUCUGGCUCAGGACACGGUCAGCGGCAUUCACACUAGCCAGCGUAACUUGGCAGAAAUCACAGAGUUGAUCCACACGGCGUUCCUGGUGCAUCGCGGGAUAGUGGACCUGAAGGAGUGGACAGUCUCAGAUGGCCCACUGAAGGACAUGGAGUUCGGGAAUAAGAUCGCCGUCCUGAGCGGCGACUUCCUGCUAGCAAACGCUUGUACCGGACUUGCCCAACUGAACAACACUAAGGUUGUUGAACUGAUCUCGAGUGCCAUUGGUGACGUGGUUCAAGGAAUCUACAACGAGAACACCAGUAAUACGGAGCAGGAGAACAGUCUGGAUGUAAAGGCGUGGGAGGAGCACACCUUCCUGUCCCAUGGUGCACUGCUGGCCAAGAGCUGCCAAGCUGCCAUGGAGCUGGCCCAACACGACAAGGAGGCCCAAAGUAUGGCCUACACGUUCGGAAAACACCUGUCCAUGGGCCACAAGCUCAACUCUGACCUGCUGCCGUUUGUAAAGAGCAGCGCAGGAGAGUCUGCGACAUUCAGCUUUAGCGCCGCCCCCGUUGUUUUCCACCGUCAGAUUGUCGGGCAGGAGAGGUGGAGUCAGCAGCUGCAGCAGGUAAAAACACGGAGGAAUGAACUGGAUUACUCAAAGCUUUUGGCAGCAGUUAAGUCUGAGAAAGGCGUGAGCACAGCAAUGGACUUAUGCUGUUACCAUGGCAACAAGGCUCUGGAGGCCAUACAGGCUUUCCCCUCCUCCGAGGCUCGAUCCGCCUUGGAGAACAUCGCCUCUGCCAUCACCAAAUUCUGACCUGUGCUCACACACACGUACACACAGGGUGUCUUUGUCCGCAACAGGAUGAGGAGCACUGAACUGUUGACACUUACGAAACAAAUCAACUUAUUUUGUGCCAGGUGCUGACUGCUGGAGAAACGGUUCUGCUCCGCCGGGGAUGACAGUGUGCAUCAGAAAUGCAAUGGCUGUAUCCAUAAAUGGUCAUCAUUAAAAACAAGGAAUAAAAACACAUUA